UCUUGCGCCUGCUCGACUCUCUCUCUCCUCACUCUCUCUCUCGCUCUCUCUCUCUCUCUCUCUCUCUCUCUCUUUCUCGCUCUCAUUUUAUUGCUCUCUCCGUCAAGAGCAUAUGUGCAUCUGUCCAUACCAUCACAGAAUUGUGUAUUCCUUGCCAUCUGACACUUUCAACACAUAGAUACUUUCAACCUUUGCAAAAUCUGCCAGGCCUCAUCUGUGUGCAGAGCAUCAUCUUCAAAUUCAACGUCCAGGAUGGAUGCUCUAAUGAAGGGAUUCUCCAUGGCCAAGGAUGGAAUGGUGGCCGCAGCCGAGAAGACUAAAGCUGGGGUUGAAGAGGCAGCUCUUAGGACCAAGGAAGGGGUCAUGUAUGUGGGCAACAAGACAAAGGAGGGAGUGGUAUCAGGAGUAAACACAGUUGCCCAGAGGACCACAGACCAGGCGAACAUUGUAGGUGAAACAGCGGUGGGCAGCUCUAAUGAACUUGGACAGAAAACAGUAGAGGGUCUCGAGAAUGUGGCUGCGUCUACCGGCCUAGUCAAUCCGGAUGAGGCUUUAUAUGAGGGUGACUUCUCCCAUGGUGGUGGCAUGGAAGGAGGAGAGGGUGGUGAGGGUUAUUAGUCCAGAGGCGUGGAGCUGAGAACAGUCCCCUAUCGUCCCUCUGACUCUCCUCCUCUGAGUUUCUGCUCCAAAGCCUUGCCCUAACCAAACUCCAGAUGUUCCUGAUAUGUUUUUUUUUGUGACUGUAUGGAAAAUCAGAAUUGAAAAAGACUUUCCCUGAGCCCUAUAGCCUUUAGAUGUGUGAUGUUUUCCCUACUGCCCAGCUCAUCAUUGGUGGUGUUAUCAUUCCUCUUAAAUGUUAUUGUUAUUCCUCUGCCCUUCCACUAUGUAUAAACACACACACACAUACACACACACACACAUCUAACAUACACUCUUUACAGAAAAAAUGGACAGGAAUUGUGUAGCUUAGAGGCUGAUAUCAGAGGGAAAAAAACGUACCUGCAUGACCAGUAAUGUAAGAAAAGUAAUACAUUUACAUUUCAUCAGGGCAUGUAGCAAUAUGCGUUGGAUCUUUGUGAGAUCAUAGCCAUGUAUGAAUUGAUUUAGUCUUGAAAAUGCUGCAGUGUACGCAAUGACGAGUUGUGUGUACAUUAAGAGAUGCAUUACAUUCCUUUAGUUCAGUAUGUGUGGCAGAAUUUAGUUAUUGUGUGCUUGACCAACAGACUUACUGCGUGUUAGAUUAUUCUAAGAACAAAUAUGUUAAUUCACAAAAUGAGAUCAUGCUGUAUACAUAGAUACUGUAAAACAAAGAAUGAUUAUCUGUAUUAAUGUAGCAGUGCUAGAAUUACAUCUCUUCACUAGCUUGUCUUUGUACACAUGAGAUUUGGUGUUGAUGGGUAUUAAGAGAAAUUUGAAGUGUCUGUUUUGUCUGUUGAAAAAAGGCAGUGGACCCCUUCAGGUGCUAGGACAGGAAGGAAGGAGUAAGAUCCUUCAAUGUUGUGGAAAGACAUCAAAUCUUCCAAUAAAUCCUGCUCUGUUUUGUCCUGAUUUUGUUGCAGUGCAUGUGAAGUCAGUGUGCAGCCAUAACUCAUCUGUGAUGCCAGCAAUGUAAAAGCAAUACUGCAGCACCAUUGCGAAGUUUGUGAUUGGUCUGUUUUGUAACACUGUGCUAUGCUGACUUAAGGCACUGUGUUUUCCCAAGGGGAUGCAUUGAAGUGUAGACCUUUGCUAAUAAGAUGAGUGUUUCCGCCUUCAUUAAGCCUUUUGUCCCUCCCACACCCCCUCCCUAGUCAUCACUCAACAGUGUAUUCAGAUCCACCCGACGCUUGUGUCUGCUAUCGGUAACUAGAACAAAAUUUUAUCAAACAUUGCAGUUUGUUUUUUCUUUGAAGCCACAAAAAACUGAAGACUGCAUGUUGCCUUAUCAGCACACCUACUGUAUAUUCACACACACACACACACACACACACUGAUAUUGCUUACAGACACACCAAUAUAAUGAUCGAAACACAAAAGCACACACAAAUGCCCCACAUACCUUUUAUGUUGUUAUCAAAGCAGGCAAGCUGAUUUUAUAAAUUGUAUAAGUGAAAUAAAGAUUUUUGUUGAAAUCAACACUGUCAAUUUUGA
Messenger RNA from Xyrauchen texanus (razorback sucker), 2130 nucleotides. RefSeq names its product synuclein-like. Gene Ontology annotation, cellular component: axon terminus; neuronal cell body; cytoplasm. NCBI's taxonomy places the organism in Eukaryota, Metazoa, Chordata, Actinopteri, Cypriniformes, Catostomidae. Bases 253 to 618 code for a protein of 121 amino acids. Gene Ontology annotation, molecular function: cuprous ion binding. Gene Ontology annotation, biological process: synapse organization; synaptic vesicle endocytosis; chemical synaptic transmission. The record is from RefSeq and is a predicted model, not a curated record. The transcript has 6 exons.